UUAAAUGUGAAGGGACGAGAUGCUCAGCGUUGAAUAGGAAGACGAUGCGAUCACAUCAACUUCCUUUCUGACGGCUGAACGGGGAGGUGGAGGGGAGAGGGCAUGUAAAAGGGUUUAUCCUUUUCAGUGUCUUUGAUGUACUUAGAGCGGCGCACAUUAGUAAACAGUGUCUCACAGUUCAGUCGUUUCAGUGACUGAGAGAGUCUGCUUUGUAAAGCUAGCAUUCAGAGCUCCUAGCAGUUGCUGUGCUAAUACGAGGGGAACGGACCCACUGAGUUGUUAUUGCCGUUUGAUUUGUUUUGCUGUCGUUUGGGGAACUGCUUGGCAGCCAGUUGGCACUUGGCAAUGCCAUGGUGGACUCCCACAGUGGGCAUUGUGUUCCUGGCCGUGCUGUACCUGGUGGCCAGGCUGUAUUUCGGAUGGAGUUUGACCAAGAGGUGUUUGCUGAAGGGAGCCCAGAGCCCGGGGGACAGUGAUGUGCCGAGGCUAGUCCACAAGCCCUCCGCCCUGGCCAAGUACCUGCUCAGGAGCUGCCUGAGCUUCAGCGCGGGGGCGCCGUGCCGCUGUCUCUGGAGCAAACUGCCUCACCUGCAGACCGUCUGGAAUGUGAUCUGGCCGCCGGGCACUGCCGUCCACUUCGUCCGGGAUUACCUGCAGUUGGCCGACGAGGGGCUGGUGGCACUGGACUGGGCAGUGCCCGCCACAUCGGGCAGGAGAAGAGCCUCCAGUAACUCGCCGGCGCCCAUCGUCCUCGUCAUCCCCAACUCCUUCGGCAAGAUCACCAGGAACGUGGUCGAGCUCUGUGCCUCAGCCUUGGAUUAUGGCUACCGCCCAGUAAUUUUUAAUAGAAGGUGUCAGAAUGGAAGUCUUUUAACUACACUGAAACUGCAACAGUUUGGUGAUCCAUCUGAUCUAAGGGAAGCAGUCAGAUACAUUCGAUACAAGCAUCCAAAUGCCAGACUUUUCACUGUAAGUGAGAGCACAGGAGCUGGGCUUUUGCUGUCUUAUCUUGGAGAGUGUGGAUCUUCCAGUUAUGUGACAUCUGCAGCCUGCAUCUCACCUGUCUUCAGGUAUCAGGAAUGGUUUGAAGUAGGACUGCCUUGGCUUUAUCAAUGGUUUCUACUCCUUUACCAAAAAACCUGGCUCAGCAGGUAUGCCACUGCACUGGGACAGAUCAUUGACAUGGAUAAGUUGUUUGCUACACGUACUCUGAAGGAGAUGGAAGAGGUAUUGUUCUGUCAAACAAAGAAGAGCAACCUAUCUUGGGACUUGUACUGGGAGAAGAAUGAUCCAUUGCGGGAUGUGGAUGAGGUUGCUGUGCCAGUACUGUGUAUUUGCAGCCAAGAUGAUCCAUGCAGAGGGAACCCAGAUUCGACCCUGCCAUUUGAGCUCUUUGAAACCAACCCCCAUUUUUUCUUAUUGUUAACUAAACAUGGUGGCCAUUGCGGCUUCUUGAAGAACAGAUACUCUACAUGGAGUCAUGAGGUAUUACUAGAGUAUUUUAAAUCUGUCAGUGAGUUCUUUAUGACUGAGGAAAGGACAAAAUGUUUUUCAAAAAGGAAAUGCACAGGGUCUGGAACCUCCAUGUCUUAUAAAUGUGGCAGAGGCAACAAUUUCAAUAGAGAUUCAUUUUGCUCUCACAAUAUCCAUGAUAUUUUCAAUUGGCAACGGUCCUACACCAGGUGAUUAAAAAUUAGAAUGCAUAUGAAAUGAUUGUUCUUAAUAACCUCAGAUAUCAAACUGAUGCAGCCCUGUUUGAUGUGGAUCAUCAUAUGAAACCUCAUUGGCCUAAACAAGGGUUCAACGUUUCAUUUUUUUCAUAGGGUUUAUGAUUGUUGAGGUUUGAAUAUCUCAUUAGUUUCCAGGCAGCUAGAAAAAACAUUUUUGACUAAAGAAAAUGGACUUACAUACUUAUAUUAAUGUUAAAGAGUCCCCAUGAUUUUAAAUUACAUAUUAAUUUUAAAAUGGGUUAAAAUGUCAUACAUUGGGAUCUGCCAAUGUAUUUCUGAGUCUUAUUUGUAAUACAAGAUUUCUUAUAAGGACUGGGUAAAGUUUGCUGUAAUAAAUGGAGCUGUGUUAACUGUUAUAACCAGGCUGGAUUAUUAGACUCUGUGAAAAUACUUUAGUUGACCUUUAGUCUUUUAUGCUUUUGACAAACCUCAAAUAACAGGCCAAAAUGCAGAGAUCAAGUUAUGCUUUGCCUCUGUGUUAUCUCCAACCUAUUUAUUAAAACAAAAGUAACAGUAAGGUUACUGAUUACUGUUUCAUAAUUCAAUGUGGUUGGGACAGAUGUACGUUUUCGGUGGUGCAUAUUUAAGAUGUAAAGUAUUUUAUUAAGUUUCAAGAUUGCAUUUGACAUCAAUUCAUAUAAGAGUUAAUAAUGGGAAAUUUAGUGUCAAAAUAUGAAUAAUUGCCAACAGGGCAACUUGAAAAAUUGUGUUUUAGAGAUGUAUUCAGUCAAAGUGAUGUAUGUCUUGUUUUAUAUGUCUUGUGGUUUUAUAUUUAUUGUAUCUAUUCCUGAACAUUAAUAUGCACCCAGACAUGAAACCUACCCAUUUCUCACCCCAACCCCCUAAACCGGAAGUCUCAUUUAUCUUCUAGCUUUCAGUUUUGAAAUAAAAUAUUCAAUAUAA
Molecule: messenger RNA, 2633 nt
Organism: Chiloscyllium plagiosum (whitespotted bambooshark)
Lineage: Eukaryota; Metazoa; Chordata; Chondrichthyes; Orectolobiformes; Hemiscylliidae
Product: protein ABHD15-like
Biological process (GO): lipid metabolic process
Molecular function (GO): short-chain carboxylesterase activity; monoacylglycerol lipase activity
Source: RefSeq, a predicted model, not a curated record